CCGCCUCCCGACGGAGGCAGGAGGUUCCGCGGCGGAGCUGCUGAGCUCCAAGUCUUCCGAAAACUUGUGCGCAGCGGUGGCCUCGGCGCGACGGCCGAGGAUGGGGUGGUGCGGCCGCGGCUCUGGGCCGCCGCCGUCGCGGCUGCUGAUGCUGCUGUCGCUGCUGCUGGCGGUGCGUGGCGCUGGCGCGGCCCCGCGCUCGGCGCUCUACUCGUCCUCCGACCCGCUGACGCUGCUGCAGGCGGACACGUUGCGCCGCACGGUGCUGGGCUCCCGCAGCGCCUGGGCGGUGGAGUUCUUCGCCUCCUGGUGUGGCCACUGCAUCGCCUUCGCCCCGACGUGGAAGGCACUGGCCAACGACGUUAAAGAUUGGAGGCCGGCGCUGAAUCUCGCUGCCCUGGACUGUGCUGAAGAGACCAACAGCGCAGUUUGCAGAGACUUCAACAUCCCUGGCUUUCCGACCGUUAGGUUCUUUAAGGCCUUCUCCAAGACCGGCUCAGGAACCACGCUCUCAGUGGCCGGAGCUGAUGUGCAGACGCUUCGGGAGAGGCUCAUCGAUGCCCUGGAGUCCCACAGUGACACGUGGCCCCCGGCCUGUCCCCCGCUGGAGCCUGCCAGGCUGGAGGAGAUUACUGGAUUCUUUUCAAGAAACGAUGAAGAGUACCUGGCCCUGAUCUUUGAAAAGGAAGGCUCCUACCUGGGUAGAGAGGUGACGCUGGACCUGUCGCAGCACCAGGGCAUAGCGGUGCGCAGGGUCCUGAACACGGAGCGUGACGUGGUGAACAAGUUUGGUGUCACCAACUUCCCGUCUUGCUACCUGCUGUCUCGGAACGGCUCCUUCUCCAGGGUGCCUGCGCUUACAGAAUCCAGAUCUUUCUAUACCACAUACCUGCGGAAGUUUUCCGGGACCACCAGGGGGGCUGUCCAGACCACAGCUGCGCCAGCCACCACCAGCGCCGUAGCUCCCACCGUGUGGAAGGUUGCAGAUCGCUCCAAGAUCUACACGGCUGACCUGGAAUCAGCGCUGCACUACAUCCUCCGGAUAGAAGUGGGCAAGUUCUCCGUCCUGGAGGGGCAGCGCCUGGUGGCCCUGAAAAAGUUCAUGGCAGUGCUGGCCCAGUACUUCCGUGGCCGGCCCUUAGUCCAGAACUUCCUGCACUCCAUGAACGACUGGCUCAAGAAGCAGCAGAGAAAGAAAAUUCCCUACGGUUUCUUUAAAAAUGCGCUGGACAGCAGGAAGGAGGGCACUGUGAUCGCGGAGAAGGUGAACUGGGUGGGCUGCCAGGGGAGUGAGCCGCAUUUCCGGGGCUUUCCCUGCUCCCUGUGGAUCCUGUUCCACUUCCUGACCGUGCAGGCAGCUCAGGAAGGUGUAGACCAUUCUCAGGAAAGAGCCAAGGCCCAGGAGGUCCUCCAAGCCAUCCGGGGCUACGUCCGCUUCUUCUUCGGCUGCCGAGAGUGCGCUGGCCACUUUGAGCAGAUGGCCUCUCGCUCCAUGCACCGGGUGGGGAGUCUGAACAGCGCCGUCCUUUGGUUCUGGUCCAGCCACAACAAGGUCAAUGCUCGCCUUGCAGGCGCCCCCAGCGAGGACCCCCAGUUCCCCAAGGUGCAGUGGCCGCCCCGUGAGCUCUGUUCUGCCUGCCACAAUGAACUCCGGGGUGCGCCUGUUUGGGACCUGGACAACAUCCUCAACUUCUUGAAGACCCACUUCUCCCCAAGCAACACCGUCCUAGACCUUCCUUCAGCUGGGCCAGGCCCCCGGAGGGGUGCAGAGAGGAUGGCAGUCAUCCCAAAACAGCUUAUUUGAAGUCCUGCCUCAUUCUCCCCGAAGCUUCAGUGUUUCCCGCUUGGUGUUGGCCCUAAACUGGGGCCAAUGAGGCUGCAGUGUCCAAGGUUUCCCCUCUCCAGAGGAGGGGCCCCGGGACUGGAGUGGACCCCCUCCCUGCUUCCCAGGACUCCGUCCGUCCUGCUGCAAAGAGCCCUUUGCGCCAGAGAAGGAAGGACUGCCUGUGGCCCUCUGUGCUUGCCCGUCCUCCAGCCCCUCAGACCCUCCCCCCCGGCCCCCGGGUGGGGUUUGGCUUUGGAAGCUUCUGGAAAUCCUGUUGUUCUCCCAGGUGAGGUCUUUGGGAGGAGUGCCUCUGGCUGGCUCCCUUGCCAAACCUCGGGUGCAGGAGGAACACAGGCUGGAGCCGAUGUGUGACGGUACUGGGCUGGGGUGUGGGGUUUACGGAGGGCUAUCUGGGUCUCUAGUGCCUUAGCUGUGAGAGGGCCAGUGAAGCCUUUGCUCUGAAUGUGCUUCCCGCGUCGGGCUCAACCCAUCUCUCCGAUCUGGGUCUUCUGUCUUUUGAUUUUAGUCUCCAAAAUAGAUGCUAAUCUAUGACUGAGGGGCGGGAGCUGAAGCGACCGCAGGCUCGAUUCCCACUCCCCUCCACUGUUAGCGGGGGCUGUGGAAUAAAUUAUUUUGUUAAGGCAA
Messenger RNA from Capra hircus (goat), 2470 nucleotides. It is a transcript of the gene QSOX1, whose product is annotated as quiescin sulfhydryl oxidase 1. Gene Ontology annotation, biological process: protein folding. Gene Ontology annotation, molecular function: protein disulfide isomerase activity; flavin-dependent sulfhydryl oxidase activity. Gene Ontology annotation, cellular component: Golgi membrane. The transcript is spliced from 13 exons. NCBI's taxonomy places the organism in Eukaryota, Metazoa, Chordata, Mammalia, Artiodactyla, Bovidae. The coding region runs from base 101 to 1804 and encodes 567 amino acids. The record is from RefSeq and is a predicted model, not a curated record.